Molecule: messenger RNA, 1072 nt
Organism: Coccinella septempunctata (seven-spotted ladybird)
Lineage: Eukaryota; Metazoa; Arthropoda; Insecta; Coleoptera; Coccinellidae
Exons: 3
Coding region: 170-691 (173 amino acids)
Source: RefSeq, a predicted model, not a curated record
CAAUUUCAUCAAACUGAAGAAACACACACUACAACCGAAGGUGUAUACGUGAGACUGCAACGGGGAGUGGUGGUCACUUUCACCGAUAAAAGUUUGAUGUUUUAACAGAUGCUGAACUUCAUUAGAAGUUGAACCUGUGUCUGCGGCUUGAGUAUUCGUAAAAGACACUAUGCAAUUGUACGGAACUAUUUUUUGGUUGUUUGUGGUGAUACAGAUGAAUCUUCUGAUCCUCGACCGCACCUGGGGGACGGAGGCUCAAGAACCAGCGUUCGAACUUCCCGUAGAACUGGUCGGGUUCCCCUUCAUCAUCUUGGCCGUCAGGAUCUCUAACUUCGUCAAGAAAUUAGCCUAUACCGUUAAUCCAAAGACAUACGUGGGACGAACGAAGCGAUCGGCCAUCGGAUAUGACGACAUGAUCGAUAUGAUUGAGGCAGAGAAACGUCUCGUUUCCGAACUGGGAGAGAACGUCUGUAUUUACACGAAAGUGUGUUUACAUCACGCGGAGAAGGCAAGAAAAACAAAAGGAAACGGAGAAUUGGUCAUUGAUUGGGACGAAAUUUUCAGAAACUACAAAUAUUCUAAGGAGCACCACAAGGAAUUCUAUCUGCUGAGUGUUUUUCUUGGAGAUUUUAUUGCCUCUCCGAGGUUUUGCAAUCAACUUGCGAAGAGAGGGCGUGCGUGCAGUGAUUAAUUUCAUAUAAACUAGUUGUUUUAUAGUGUCCUGCUAUAAUAAUGCUUAGAAGUCUAUAAGCGUAUCAGGUGACGCGUGUCAUUCGACUUUUUACGGUCGUUUCAAAAAGUCAUUUCGUCUCGAUACCACACCAUUCCACCCAAUUAUCGUGGUCAUUUUUACGUACCGGAAUUAUGCAGAAAUUAUUUUAUUUUUAACUAUAAACUACAAAUGUGCCUGUAGACUGACGAUGAAAAUUUGCCAUUUCAGGUCCAAAUUUCUUUUAUUUCACCCAAUACACUAUUAAGUCGAACCAUUUCAUGUCUACCUCGCCAAAUUUUGUAUCGUUUAGAAUUUUAGAUAAUAAAUAUGUACAGAAGAAUUUAAUAAAUUAUUACACCA